UCAGCUACUCCUCCACAGUCUCCUUCAUUAAUGUCCUCAGUCUGUCGUAGCAGUACAAAGAAGGGAAGGAUGGAUAUGAACGUGUUCAUGGAGCGAAUGGAAGGUUUUAAAGCAAGGAUGGCUAUACUCAACGCUAUGAACAGAAACGAAGAUAGGGAUCCUAUUAUAGUCAAGACUCCGCUCCCAAGUCGGUCCAUGCUAGCCACGCCUACUUCAAUUUUGAAAGCGAAACCGACAAUAUCUCAAACAUCUUCACCUCCAGUUUUUACUGACACAACCACAAGACGUAUCAGGUUUGCUCUCGAAGAUUCGGGAGAGAAGUUAAGUUCUAGCGCUAUUGCUAUAGCAACGCCACUCCCACCUUCUGACGAUGAGUCUGAUUCAUUUUAUUCACUCGAUGGUUCGGGUGAUGAGAUGGGCGGAGACAAUGAAGGUGUGGCUCAAGCUACCAUAGCAUCCCCUCCAUCAUUUGCUAAUGAGGUUGUGCUGGGUGACGCUGGUGGUAGAGGCGAAGGGGAGAUGGAGGGGUCGUUUAUUGCUGCAGAAGAUGAAGAUAAGGAAGAAGAGCAGUCUGUGUCCACUUCUCAACUAAAAUCUGCUCUUAAACUGACUCCUAGUUCUCUUCGUUCCUCUUAUGUACCACCUGCUCUAGUCAGUAUGGACACUGUCUCUCUAUCUCCUGUCAUCAAAAUACCAAGGAGACGUCUUCCAGGAUCAAAGAUGGCUUCGAAACCAUCAACAUCCGCACACACCCCAGUUCAUUCCAGUGUGAUGGUAUCCACUCAAGAGUACACGUUCUCUCCCCCGAGCACUGUUGCUCCUCCUCCUCCCCCUCCUAGUGCUGCUACCCCAAUGACAGUUGAUGAUGAAGCUAGUGCUGCACCUGUUCAAGAAAAGACAAAGUACGUAUUCUCUCCUCCUCUUCUUCGCUCGGCUAGUCGCGAGAGGAAAAAUAAAGAACUCUCACAGUUUGGCACUGGAUUGGACGCAGAUACACCAAGCACAAGGCGUACUUCAUCUGCAUUUGCUCAGAAACCAAAGGAGAAGCCAUUGAAGACAGUAAAAGGAAUGGGAAGGAGGAGGAAGUAGUACAAUGACUGUUCACUACCAAUUCUUUUAAUGAUAGUUGCAGAAUAGAUAAUGAUGAUUGGAAGUGUACAAUUUUAGUCAGUGAUUUUGCUGAAUUCUUAACUUCUUUUCACAAAUUAUACAUCAAUUGUUUUAAUGAUAAUUAUUAUUAUAUAAUAAAAAUUAAAGAAACAUUAAAAA
Messenger RNA from Amphimedon queenslandica, 1269 nucleotides. RefSeq names its product flocculation protein FLO11-like. The record is from RefSeq and is a predicted model, not a curated record. NCBI's taxonomy places the organism in Eukaryota, Metazoa, Porifera, Demospongiae, Haplosclerida, Niphatidae. The transcript has 6 exons. The coding region runs from base 31 to 1089 and encodes 352 amino acids.